Molecule: messenger RNA, 3890 nt
Organism: Belonocnema kinseyi
Lineage: Eukaryota; Metazoa; Arthropoda; Insecta; Hymenoptera; Cynipidae
Product: ankyrin repeat domain-containing protein 11
Exons: 9
Coding region: 333-3143 (936 amino acids)
Cellular component (GO): nucleoplasm
Source: RefSeq, a predicted model, not a curated record
GCGUCAUAUUGCGCACUAGGCCGACUCGCUAGGCCUGAGUCGUAAAUAACGUUUUAAAGGCUCAUGCCUCAUUGUAGCACCAAAUAAACCCUUGGAAAAAUUCAGUUUAGCUAUUUAUUAAGCGCUUUCGUGAGAUGUGAUCUGUGUUAACUCAAUAUCUGUCGAAACUCGUGACCAUCCGUUGACUUAUCCGUGCGCGCUCGGUAGGUCAAAAUGGCGUGACUAGGACGAUCGGUUUUAGGUUAUAAUCAUUCCUACUGCAAGGAAUGAUUUAGGAUUCCCUUUUAAUUCCUUUUGGUGAUUGUUUUGGUGAAUUUUGGAAGCCUCGUUGCAUGAGUUAUGAGGACGGAAUGCCCGCAGGCGGUAACAGUCGUUUCCGUGGUUACCCAGCGCGGAUGUCCGAGCGCCAACAGCUCGCACUUCUUCUGCAAAUGACCUCUCAGGAAAUGGUUUCAGGUGGAAAUCGACCUGAAAAUACAAGUUCACAGAGUACUUCAAAGACAUCCCCGCUGCAGCAACAUAGAGGAUCGAAAAAUCGAUGGGCAAAUAAGAAUGGCGAAUCUCCAGCAUCUACCGGGAUUAACCGUAAAGAUGAUUUCCGAGUUCGACAGUUGGUUAAUGGCUAUGAAAGUAGUACCAAGGAAACAAGUGAAAUCACUGGGGCAAGUUCGCUGGACGAAGCGGCGACGACCACGACUGCAGAGAGCCCUCGUUCACCUUCUGAUAUCAACGCUGCAGCGCCAGCCAGCGAUCAGCAGGAGCAACAUUAUCAACCUUAUCAGCAACGCUCAGCUGGCACUGCAUCUGCCGUCACAGAGGACAGUGGAGCCCCCUGUGAGAUGCGGAGAACACCACCGCAAAACAAAGUUGACAGAUUGGGAUCUGGGCAGUCAGGAAGCUCGCCGAGAGUGACGCUUCGUCUCAAUCAAGUCCGAAGUUCGAGGGAUGAAAAGAAAAGCGGUACCAACUCCCGCCAGGGCACUGUGAACACACAGGGACAAAAUCAAAUGGAGGGAACUUCGAAGACAUCGGCCUCUCCCUCGGGAACUGGCAAUGCCAUAUCGUCCAGUUCUAGUGGAAGCGGAACUCCAUCGUCUACUGCCGACAACAAUGACGUUUACGAGUUUAAAAGUUCGAAGGAAGCAACACCAGUAAGAGGUUCCAGUUCUUCGCCAAAUCCUGAAAAAGAAAAAGAUGCCAAGUCUUCCGUGAAUCAGAGCCAAAGCGGAAACACCGGUGCAAGCAGCGGAUCGGCGUCUAACACUUCUGGAGAAACUUCUACGAUCUCUGGAGCUGAAGAUACCGCGACUGUCACCUCGCCUGCCUCGAAGCGAGCUUUUGAGGCCGACAAUGCCGACGAACAAGAUGAAGAAACCCGCAAAAAGAAAAGAAAGGAUAUCGAGAAUCCCAAAGACAAUCCUAAAGGCAGUGCAUCUGGAAGACAAAACAUCGGCAGAAAUAAUGCCAACACUGGUGAAAAGUGUACAAAAUCAGGGAAGCAAGGUGCAGGUUUAGCAUCGGGAAAGAGCAACCAAACUUCUGGUGCAACUAACGCCGAUCGGAAAAGCCCGAGUGCUUCCACCGCGAGCAGUCCCAAGCCCUCGAGCGGAGCGACAUCAGCUUCGAACUCGAAAACGGCAACCCCAGCACCCCCAGAAUCCGAUGGCGAGGAAGUUUCUUCGAAAGCAGAUUCUGGUACUGCGCCAAAAGUUCCGCCUCUGAAGAUCGUCAUACCCCAGAGUACGACUUCAGAACAAGAACAGGGAAAUAGAAUCGGGAAAAACACUUCUAAUAGGAGUCAUCAACUUCCUUAUGUUGUCGCUAGCUCAAAUAGCAACGACUCGACGGAUAAGGAUCAAAAUCAGCCUGCCAGUGGAACGACGAGUCCUACCGAAGCUGGAUCCGCGUCCAAAAACGAAGAUAAAAAGGACUUUAGCGGUGCUCUGCAUGGAGAGGAAAGAUCGACUCAUCAUCAAAGAGUUCUUAGAAGUUCGCACAGAAGCGGAAAUGGUAACGGAUCCUCGAAUUCGAAAGAAGCUUCCGGAGGUACAGGAGGAAACGGAAACUACUCGAAUUCUUCACCCUUGCCAGCCGCUUCAGCCGAUCGUUCCAAUAACUCUUCCCCUCAGCCAACGCCCGAGGCUGGAAAUGCUGAAUCGAACAAAGCUACCUCAUCAGAGUCUGCUACAUCCUCCAGCACAAAGGCAGGAGCGACGGCGGAAAAGUCCGAGAAGAAUAGCGAUAGCAUCAAAGCCCAGAAGGACGGAAAUGAAACGUCCGAGAGUGCGUCCUCUACAGCCUCAACGACAACGACUAGCACUCCAGCUCCAGCACCUGUUGAGCUGCAUCCGAGAAAGAGGAAAAUGAAACCCAGCAAGGAAGCUCUACAAGCUGCAGCCACGGCCUCGAAUGAAGCCUCUGAAACGGCGAGCUCUGGUCCUGAAGUUCAUCCCCACGAUCAACCAAUUACGAACUGCUAUCAGUUGUUUCUUAAUAUUAGGAAGCAGAUCGAGAGAAGAAGAAAAGGUCUCUUCCCAGUUCAGCCAAAACCUCCUCAGGGCUUCAAGGACUACCUAAUGAAUCGGUGCACUUACGUUCUCGCGGGAAAUCCAGAAACUGAACCGAACAUGAAUAUUCCUGCGGGAUUAGUGCAACUUAUGAAGGAUCUUUAUGUUGAUCAGGAAAAGGAGAGACAUCGGCUGAGAAUGCAACACGUCGUGGAGAAAGAGAAACUAGUCUUAUCCGUCGAGCAGGAAAUUUUGAGAGUGCACGGCAGAGCAGCUCGCGCCUUAGCCAAUCAAUCGCUUCCUUUUUCUGUUUGCACUAUACUUAAGGAUGAAGAAGUUUAUAAUGUCAUAACUCCUGAACAAGAAGAGAAGGACAGAAAUGCGAGAAGCAGAUAUAAUGGGAGGUUAUUCUUGAGCUGGCUUCAAGAUGUUGAUGACAAGUGGGAGAAAAUUAAGGAAGCGAUGUUAUUGAGGCAUCACAACGAGGCAGAAUCACUGCACGCGGUGCAGCGCAUGGACUGGGAAUGGAAACUGAAGGAAGUCGGUCUGUGCGAAUUCAAGGCCACUCCUCAAAUCGAAGAUCUCCACGUACCUAUGGUGCACGUUGCCGAUGACUUUGAUCUUUUACCUACUUAGUGUAACUGAACUGUACAAAUCAUCUGCACUUAACUUAACCCGUUGCGUUGCUAUCUUCGAUUCAACAUCGAAGGUAUAAUCUGUGAUCUCUCUCUCUCUCGAUGUAAGCGCGUUAUUUAAACAGCGACGGGAACUAUUCGACACCAAACCAAUCAUUGAUUUUUUUUAAACUUUGGGUACAUAGUUGCCUAUGCAAGGAAAUUUAAUCAGUUUCAUUUUCCUUCACUUGUUUAUCAAGCUCCUUUGAUAAUUCGAUUUCAUCAUUUUAUUAUGAUUUCAAACGUUUUAUAAGCAAUAAUUCGCGUCGACUGUCGCAAAUAUAGAAUCUGGUUGUUUUUUAUACGAAAUGAGGCUGCAUUUCAAAGCCAUCCAAUCACCUGCGACGACCUAUAUUAUAGUACAUACAUAUUUUUUUACUAUCCUUACCGAUCAUCUUAAUUUUCUUCACGAAAACAUUCCUGCUAUUCGACGGAAAAAGCUAGUAAUUAACAUUUGCUCUGUAGAGACGAUUUUCCGACAUUCGUGCCUGAGAAAAUAACCUAUUCGGAAAAAUUCACUUACGAAGUGUUUUCCAUUUGGAUAGCAGGUUCUUUGUUCAUUCUUAUUUCGUCUCUUCUAAUCAAAGAAGCCGCCGGGCACUCGCAUCUUGUACAUAUUUUGUAACUAGCCAUCAACUUUACAGUGUAUAAAGCAUCACGAGGUGAAAGGAGGAGGUUCAAUAAAAUAAGUCGAGAACUUUCAAAUCAA